UUGCAUACAGGAUACGAGGCCCACAGCUGUUGACUAUACCGCGUAUAUGCGUUGGUAUUGGGGUAUCACACGUAGAUGGAUCACGCGUGACCCACAACCCUUAGCUGGACACAUGCCACGCCCACCGACAGAUAGUUACAUCCCUAGUGGGAUGAACGAGAGAGAUUACGUCCGUGUUUUAGAUAGCAUUGAUGCUGAUAUUGAUGCGCACGUGACUGAGAUUCAGGAUCAGGUGGCGUUAGGUCUCCUCAGCAGGAUCAAGAAGAGCAUAGCGCAGGUGUUCCAUAAGACUCACGUCGACGAGUUCGCAGGCCGUGAGGACAGGUCUCGCUCAUUUGGACGGGCGUACGCUCGACGUCGACGGCCGCGUGAUGAUGACGCCGGCACUUCGCAUGCCGAUGGAGCCGGCACUUCAUAA
Messenger RNA from Asparagus officinalis (garden asparagus), 418 nucleotides. RefSeq lists its product as uncharacterized. NCBI's taxonomy places the organism in Eukaryota, Viridiplantae, Streptophyta, Magnoliopsida, Asparagales, Asparagaceae. The coding region runs from base 47 to 418 and encodes 123 amino acids. The record is from RefSeq and is a predicted model, not a curated record. The transcript has 3 exons.